This is a messenger RNA of Spirometra erinaceieuropaei, 5104 nucleotides long. The record is from the annotation of a GenBank genome assembly. Lineage: Eukaryota; Metazoa; Platyhelminthes; Cestoda; Diphyllobothriidea; Diphyllobothriidae.
AUGCGCUCAGUCGUCGACCUCACUCUCCCUACCCACGUCGGUGAUGCUGCUGCUGUUGGUGAUUGAUGAUGACGACGAUUAUGAUUAUGGUGAUGAAGAACAUUAAGAUGAUGAUGAGGAUGAUGAUGAUGGUGGCGGCGGCGGCGGUGAUGAUGAUGAUGCUGAUGAUGAUGAUGAUGACGACGACGACGAUGAUGAUGAUGAUGAUGGUGGUGGUGGUGAUGGUGGUGGUGGUGGUGGUGGUGGUGAUGGUGGUGGUGGUGAUGGUGGUGGUGGUGGUGGUGGUGGUGGUGGUGGUGGUGGUGGUGGUGGUGGUGGUGGUGGUGAUGGCUACGGGAGGGGACGUGAGGGAGGUAGCGCGGAGCGGAGGAGGACAAGUAAGACAUGCGUAGAAUUUGAGGCCUCCAUCUGCAGCACGAUGGUUGGAAUUAGUAACUUAAAAAUCACACCUUGCGUGACGUUUGUGCUUAUUCGACCACACAGAAAUGUCCUUUAACUGGUACUGCAACUGCAGUUAAAUUUGAUAUCGGCGAUUCGGUCCUGCGCCCCACCACCAACGCCUUCGGGCCUAGUGACACCCCAUCUCCAGUAGUUUCCUCGAUCAAGAGUAUCAGAAAUCACAUACUAUACUUAUUACCACAGAUCGGAUUGUUGUCGACUGCCAUUUAUGAACCAAUAAAAACUUGUCUGGUUUUGAUACAUACACUCGGACUAAACAUUUCCCUCGUGACGAAAGUUUUUGCUGAGUACCCACCAAACAAACAAUAAAAGACUAAAUAUUGAAUAACAUACAGCUUUAAUUUCGCCUACUUUUACGUCAUUGUGAUCGUAACUAACGCCUACCCUUGUCACGGGAUUGAUUGGGCCUACCGCAACCGCUGGGCGCAUUUAUUUUUAAAUCUUGUUUGCAUUGUGUUAUCGUGCACCCCUUCACCUAGUUUUGUUUUCACGCCGUCAGCUUCCGUCACGUUCACCACCAACUGCAUCACCGAUCUUCAAAACGUCUUUAGCCCGCAAAAAUCGCCGCUCUCAGCGGUGAGUCACGGCAUUUACACUCUGGCACACAAAUGCUCCCCCCCUGUCCUCCCGCCGACCCCCCUCCCCCCGUUUUGCACCCGCGCCAGCCCCCCCUUCGGAUACCCCCCCUCCCGCCGCCGCGCUGUACUAGUUAUCAUUUUAAAUUGAGACUUUAAACCGCAACUGAUUGCAGUUGGCGCCACAGCCGGUCUGAAAGGCAUGAUCCAGUGCGCCCUGUUCGAUGCGAAACCGAGCUGCCGCCAUCUCAGGUCCCUGUGGGUGAGCAGAGGACUGAAUACCACCGCCAACGCCAUCAACAGCAGCGACAGGAAAGACAAUGGGAUCUCCCAGUCGCACGCAAGAGCGCUGGUAACUACAGGAGGCCAGCAUGUACUUCUUCCCUGCGUCGCGGUAGGCCGUUCUGUGAGGUCUGUCGGUGAGUUUUAUUAGUGGAUAAACGCCAGGCUAACUGCUUCCCCCCGGGCUAGAGGCUUGCAACGAAGUUUCUAUCAUAAUAUGCGGAGAUGUCGUUUCACAGCCCGUUCAUCUGAAUUUCCCGAAUUUCAUGCUCUAAAUUGUUGCCUUCUUUGUUGUCGGAACGGUCUGGAUGGAACAGGGUGGGGAUCGAUUUACUAUUUAAUUUCCAUUUAUGAAUGGUUCGUGGAGAGGUGACAACUGUCCAUGUCUCCGUCUCGAGCACACAAGGCUGGCUCGCCAUGCUCUCCCCAAUGUUGUCUGAUGUCUCAACAAAAGCAUGCACGCGUAUCAGUCGAGUAAAUUCGUCCAUGGGCGGUUUACCGACUGAGCGUAAUUCUUGCGGUGCCUGAAAGAAUCCGCGUGAAAUACUACGACUCGGAAUGGAUUUGGACGGAAUGUUUUUGGUCGACUACUGAAAGAAUCUCACCAUCGUUGCAUGGUCAAUCAGGGGCAUUGGGUUUCUGCAACACAGUCACUGCUCUCUCCCCGUCCUGGAAGCUCGUCGUCCAAUCUUGUCGCACGUAGAACAAAAGUCCGAAUCCCAACCUCUGAAUCUACCAGCCCACACAGCGGGUCCACCGGCAGCGCGAUCAAUCCACUAGCUGAUACUCUUGGAGCAGUUCCUUUCGGGGAAUUUCCUCGCGACGCCAACUGGCCCGCUCAUGCUACUACAGGUAGUCGUAGUCAUUAAAUGGGAAUAAUCAACAGUUGGACUGUCGCGAGCGACGAUGUUCACUGAGUGUCCAUCGGAUGGGUGCAGCACAGAGGAGUCGCGCGCGAAGUAAUUUAUAGUGAGGGGGACUUGCACAGUCCCUACCGCACUCGCUCUUUCACAACCCACCUUGCUCCAAUGACAAGACAGUGCCAAGAGACGAGAGGUUGACACCGGUGCAGUGAAUGAGAGAACUAAACAACCCGUCUCCACGUGCCACACACGGCCUCGUCCCACUAAAUGCAUUAGGAUUCUGCACAAACGACACGGGUCUCGCAUGGGUGGGGUGCUACAGUGGCUACAUCACUAUGUCCUGGGGUUGCAUUACCCCAUCAGUUGGCAACCCUCCAAGCCACGACUUUCAGCGGGUUAGAUUUAUUGCAUUGAGGAUUGCGCCGGCAUGACGUGAAGAUGAGUUCCCAGUAUCGACCUUGCACUUUCAUCCUUCUCCCAUGCAUCAGCCGAAUGUCCGGGUCCGGAAACAGACGGGUGGUGAGACUGGAAGCAAUGACUUACAAACAGCCAAACAGCCUGCCUACACACACCACGCACAGGCCAGCGUGUCCGGGUUACGAUUGCGGUAUGUCUUCUCUUACAGUUGAGGAAACCGACAUAGAGGUCCUGUACAUCAAAUCGUUGUCGGCAAGCAAGAGGCGAAAUUUGCAACGAAAGUGUCAUCUACGAUAACCGGUUGAAUCAGCGUGUUCGGCCCUUCGCGACUGAGGCAUGAGAGGUUCUUUCAAAAUCAGAACGCCCUUCCAGAAUCAUAAAACCGAUUAAAUGGCACUUAUCCGCGGUUAGUCUGUCUGCUCACACAGGGGAUGUCUGAUUACGGGGACAAGGUCGUUAGGCACGAUGCCAUUAGUGACACGAUGAUCAGGUAAGACAUGAUCGUUAUUGGGACACCGUGAGGGGUGUCAGAUCCUGCUUUGCCAAACUUAUCAAGCGGAGCACAUCAGGGUUCUGUAUGCAACAAAGCCGUCACUCUGGUGACUUCUGUCUAUUCCAACAACUCAGACCUUGACCUGAUGAUUAUAAUGCUCUGAGUACACUCUCUCGCUGCUUAGCCGCUACAUGUUCAUCGCUCGCAUCAAGGUAUGCUCCGCUUGAUAGGUUUGGCAAAGCAGAAUCUUCCAUAGAUAUUUUGGCAGAUUUUCAAUAAUUCAUGUUGACCGACUGUAAAAAACUCGGUCCCUCGGUGGUAUUCGAACCCACACAGUAAGGGGAAGGCCUUAGUACAGCCAACGCUUCAAACACUUGAGCUACGAAGCACCGCCGGACGAUGCGAGUUUAAUCACAUUUGGGUCAAGUUAGCCGCCAACCUACUGCAACGUCUGGAAUCCACCAAAUCUGAUACAGUAAGUUGACUGCCUAAGCAGGAUUUCCUAAGUAAUUCACCUAGAAUCCACCAGGUGACUACCCGGCUCCCGAAAUUCAUAGAUGUUUUGUCAGAUUUUGAAUAAUUCUGUAGUUCAAAUGGUUAGAGCGUUGGCUGUACUAAAGCCUUCCCCUUACUGCGUGGGUUCGAAUCCCACCGAGGCGCCGAGUUUUCACAGUUCGGUCAACAUUAAUUAUUAGAAAUCUGCCAAAAUAUCUAUGGAAGAUUCUGCUUUGCCAAACCUAUCAAGCGGAGCAUAUCUUGAUGCGAGCGAUGAACAUGUAGCGGCUAAACAGCGAGAGACUGUACUCAGAGCGUUACAAUCAUCAGGUCAAGGUCUGAGUUGUUGGAAAAGACAGAAGUCACCAGAGUGAGGGCCUUAUUGUAUACAGAACCCUGAGUUGUCAUUUCAAAUGACAGAGGUCGCUGGCAAAGCCAGAGGUUGCCGGUAACUGUGCCCAGUCAUGCCUGAGAGUCCAUAAGACGACAGUAGCAGCAGUUGUCUUUGUAGGUUUGUGGGGCAAGUUCAGGCGGUGUUUAGUUGGCAUGUAAUGCAUUCCUCGAGACGUGGCUUACUUUACUAGUCCCAGAGGAGGGGCGGUUAGUGUGUUCAAGCGGCGCAUGGGCCGCUGCGACUCUGUGAACGCAUGUGCCCGGUCAAGCGGUUGCAGGCCAGCGCGUUCGGAACUGCUUGCUACGAAGGCGAGUGACCUUGACCAACCGCCGACCAAUCAACUUCAAGGCUGAUUGGGAUAUAAUCUCGUUCCUGGCCAUCUGACCUUGACGCAACGGGACCUAGAACAAGGACGCCAGACAUGGCCAUGAUGGCUGUCGACAGCAAACACAAGGAGGGUCCCUUCCAAGUCAAUCUCUGUCCUUGGCUCCCCAGAUUCUUUAACGGGGUCUACAGUCGCCGUGGACUUGAAUCCUUCCCAACUUCAGGGCCCUGCAGGGCAAAAGGAUCUUAUUCAUUACGCACGGACCUCCUUUCGAGCUGACUGCUGCUUCUCCUCCUUCUCUGCGAUACUAGCAGGCUUCGGCAACAACUCCUAGAGGAUUGACCCACUCAUCCAAAGUGUGCACAUCAUAUCUAACUUCUUUACUAUUGUCGUUCGUCCCACAGCCCACCAUAGUUCCCACCUCACCCUGCUUGUUGUCUUAAAUUGAUGUCGUUUGCUCGAUUCGUCAGCUGACAGUUUUUGCCUCCUCGACCACGCCAUCACGUAGUCUGAUGCAACAACCUCCUUUUCGCACUGCAUAGGCUUGAAUACCAACGAGGCGACUGUUGUAUCUGCACCAAGACUCGCAUUAGAUCCGAUCUGCGCGUCUCAGCCUGGUCCCGCUUUCCCUCAUAUCCAAUCUCCGCCUCCUCUACAACCCCCGCCACCACCGCCGCUGCUCUGACCAAUGAGCGACAUGUGCUUCCCCCAACCAACAAUCCUGCCUCUGACGACCACCAAUGGGGUGCCGGUUACAGAAGACCCUACAAAACCUUCACAACGAGAUUUGUAUGUCCUUAG